UUAUCACGUAAAUAUUGUUUUUCCAUUUGCAGAUCUUAGUUUUUACUAGGCUGUUUCUCAAGAUGUCUAAGAAAGAAGUAGUGGUAGUAACUGGUUCCAGUGGCUGUUUAGGGCAGCAUAUAGUAAAGUUGUUGCAAGAGAAAGAUGAUAAUGUUGAAGAAAUACGACUCUUUGAUCGAAAACCGUAUCAAAAUAAAUUAGGGCACAGUGAAAAGAAACCUAUGAAACAGUUUGUUGCAGAUGUGCGAGAUAUGAAGUCAGUACUAGAAGUGCUGUCAGGUGCAGAUUGCGUUAUUCAUGCUGCAUGUGUUAUAGACGUUCGCCUGUAUCCUGAUAUCAAAGAAAUGACAUCUACUAACAUUGAUGGUACAAAAAAUAUUAUUGAAGGCUGUGUGAAGCAGAAUGUUUCACGUUUAGUGUUCGCCAGCACUACUGAUUUGGUGUGUGGUAGCGAGCAUGUUUUUUAUGGUACCGAGUCUACAACCCCAAUCCCUACUACAUUUAUGAUUGGGAAAUAUGGUGAAACAAAGUGUGAAAGUGAAAGACUUGUAGUGAAUGCAAGUGGUAAAUUAUUAGCUGAUGGGAAGACAACAUUACGUACUGCUGCUAUUCGCCCAACUCCUUUUUAUGGUGAAGAAGAUAAAAAAUUUUUCUAUGAUGUUUUGAAGUAUACUAAGAAAAACAAGGGUUAUUAUCGCAGAAUUAGAAGUUUAGAUGAACGUCUACAAAUUUGCUAUGUAGGUAAUGCUGCAUGGGCUCAUAUUAAAGCAAAAGAUAGACUUGCAAUUGAUGAAACCAUUUCUGGGGAAGCUUUUUUUGUUACUGAUGAUACACCCAUUAUUGACAUUCAUGAGCACCUCCAACCAUAUUUAGAAGCUCGAAAUUUUAAAGUCAGUGAUUAUGUCUUUCCUUACUGGCUUGCUUGGAUAAUUCUUUCAUGUAUUUGCCUUUUGAUACAUAUUGUUAAUUUGUUUGUAAAAUUUGAAGUAGACAUACCUCCUGUUUCCGUUCUUAACUACAUGUGUUCCACAUUUUUCUACAAUCGUAGUAAAGCUACCCUUCGCCUUGAUUACCAACCUAUAUUUACUUAUGAAGAAGCAAAAGAGCGUUCCAUGAAAUAUUAUUCUGAUGUGCCACUAUAAUUGAAUAAAUUAAUUUUUGUUCAGACCAUUGGUAUGUGCAUUAAAUUCUAUGUAUUAAAACAAAUUCCAUUGUAUUUCUGUAUUUUUAUAACAUAUAUUUUGAAAUUUUUUUAUAUAUUUUUUUGAUAAAACCAUACUGAGUAUUUUUGAUUGUUUUACAUUAUAUUAUUAAAGAAAUUAUUAUAUUCUGAUUAAUAAAACUUACAAUUUUUGCAUGAUUGUUAGAAAAUAAAUUGACUGUGUUAAAAAUUCAUUUUUUGUGAAGUAAAAAAAAUGUUUUUUAAAUACUUGAUUGGUUGGUUACCUUUGAAUUGUAGAAAACAAGUGAGAAAAUCAUACUUGUUAUGCAAUGGUGCUGUCAUCAAUUUGUUUGUAUUAUUUUUUAUUUGUUAGAUCUGAUAUUUAAAAAUAUGUAUUAUAAAUAUAUAAAUUGUCCUGUGUGUAUACUGCAAGGCAAAAUAUUGUAAGGAUUUGGGGGGGGGAAUUUUCUUCUGUAAAUAAAAUAGAAUGAUACAAUUGAAUGGUGGUCUGAUUAUUUAAUCUAUAAAUUUUAGUAUGUGUGAGGGAACUUCAUUUUUGCAUAACCUUUUUGAUGCUGAAAAAGGUGUCACUUGGAUUAUAACAAAAGCAAGUCAAAAAAUGCAUUACGAAAUUUAGCUCAUUAUAAUAAAAACCUUUUUAAAUAUAUGUCUUUUUAUUACACCAAAAGCAUAACAGGUGUAUCACUCACUCUUUUUAUGGAGUAAAUAUCAAAAUGAGUUUGUGUUACCAGUAUUAAAGCGAAGGUAGCUGUAAGUUUGUUUUUCUGAUAUACUUACUUUGCAGUAUUACAGAAGUACAGUUCUGCUGCAGCUGUUGAUUUUGAGCCAGGCCUUUAAAUUAUAGUUAUAUAUUUAUGGCCACACUUCAUGAUUCUAUAAUGAUUAUAUGAAUUUUUAUCUUUUUUCUGUAACAUUAAUUUAUUCCACUCUGUUGCAAUGUUGUUUAAGAAGUGUGCUGAUCUGUUGAUAAGAUUAUAAUUUCACAGAUGAGAUUUAUAUGCUGUCAGUGUUUGUUUCAUUGUUUUAAUGUGCAUUGGAAAUGCAUUGUUGUAAUAUCAGAAUGAUCCUUUGAGAGUCUAUAUUUAACGUACGUAAAGUUUAAUUAUGUGUAAUUUUGUAAUAUUUCUUUGCCUAAAUGCUUCUUGGAUGUUUCCAUGUGCGCUGUAAUUGUUCAUACAUUGUUGUAGGCUAUUAUGCAUUCAGUUUAAAAAUAAUGUAUUCAUUUCUGGUGCUUUGCAAAUUCGUAUUUUAAGUAAAAAGUGUGAUUACAUUUUCCUUUUAUGGCAAACUUAAUUGUACCAGUAUGAAAUAUUAUUGUGAAGAUUGAAUUCCACCCCCUCCAAAUAAUACAUUAUGUUUACAGAAUGCGUAAAGAGCUAAAAUCUUUCUAACAUUUAAUAAUUCAUAUUAUUUUAACAAUAAAAUGUAAGUAGUAACUUAUUUAAAAUAUGAACAGUAAAUUUUUUUCAUUUUACAGAGGCUUUAAAACUAGUUAUUACAAGUAUGUGACUGGUUAUUAAUGUAAUUUUACUUUUGAUAAUUAUGCAUUAUUAUCAUUUGUUUUCCUUCCUUUUGUAUAAUUCAUGCUUUAGAUAUUUUUUUAAUGAUAAAUCCUUACAAAUUUCUAUAAACAGAAUUAUGUACAUUUGAUAUUUUAUCAUGAAAAGGCUCAAUUUUGCUUUGCAUUUUAAAUGUCAUUGUUUUAAAAAUCAUGCAAUGUUAUUUGAAUUCAAAUUAUUUAUUUUCCAUGUAAAUUUAUUAACAUGGCAUCUCAUGUUGAGCUAAUUCCGAAAAUAAAUAAUGUGUUUCUAUUUUCAAGUAUAAAUACUUCAUGCUAUCAUACUUCAAUAAUGUCAUUUGUUUUAUUGUUUCAGAAAUUCCAUUAAAUUGAGUCAUAUUAAUAUGAAUAUGUUUUUAAAUAAAAUUUAUCUUGUAAUUAAAUCCAGGUAAUUAGUAAAAUUAAUGUUUGGUGGAAGAGUAAUUUUUGUGGUAGUGAAGAUAAUUUUUAAUAGUUUUGUAGCACUUUUCAAAUAUAUAUAAAUGAACUUUUCUGUCUAACUGCAACUUUUUUAUUUAUUCUGUUUGAACUGAAUUGAAUAAAGAAAUGAAUAAAAAUUUUCUGUUCAGUUUAUCAUGUACUGCUUGAAUUCAGCACCACAUGUCCUUCCAGUUUUGUUUUCAGCCACACAGCUGUUGUGUUUUUAAAAGGUCAUAAAUCAUAUUAGUAGCAUUGCAAUUUUUGUGCCUAAAAUAACUCAUUAAGGUGGAAAUUGUAAAAAUUGCUGUGAGUGUUAAUCAAAUGUUAGAUUUGUUUUUGAGUAGCAGAGAUAGAUUUUGAGGGAGUAAUGAAAUUUGUCAUGUGAAUGUAUUUUGUUAUAUAAUUUAUGUGCAGUUGCCAGGCAAAUUGAAUGAAUUUUGUAUUAUGAAACUAAACAUUUUUAUCUUCCAGUUCUUUAUAAUUUAAUCUAUUUUUAUAUUGCAUAGUUUAUUAUAUGUAUUCAUGUCAGUUGUUCAUUGUUUGUAUGAAAUAUGUAGGCCUUUUCUAUGUCAUAAUACAUGUAUAUUUUUGAAUCAAUAAAUAAUUGACAACGUUUUUUGUAAGACAAUGUUUAAAGGGGCUUGUUUACAAUCUUUUUGUCUUGGUCAUCAGUAUUUGUGGUACUUUGUGACUUCAGUGUAUAAGUGCACUUGAAUGGUAGAACAAAUUAAAAUCAUAGAUUCAUAAAUGACCCAAGUAAUUAAUAACUGAAGAAUAGCAUUUUAUGUAAAAAUUGUGAAUAUGCCUUAAAUUAAAUUAAUUGAAUUUUUGCAUCUGUUCAUGCAAAAGUUACUCAACAUGAAAUUCAUGCAGAUUCAUUUUCAAGUUGUAGCUAAGCAUGCUGAGGUACAGUUUUUAAAUCCACAUUGUAGGGGAUGGUUUUGACUUAAAUGGAUGUGUUUUCUGUACUAUUUACUUAUUUUUCUCAGUCAGUGCAGCAUUUAACCCCUUGACAUAAAUUACGUCUGGGAGACAUCAUUGAUUUCAUGCGCCACUGUAGACUGACAUCUCCGAGACAUCAAGAAUUGUCUUUGGCAAAUGACACUCAGUAUAUUAUUAUUGUUAUAUAGUAAUGUGAAUUUGAAAAGAAAAAUUUGUUUCUAAGCUUGCACAUUAGUGUCCAAAUUAAGUGUUCUGAUGCAUAUUUUAUUUGUAUGUCAAGAGGUUAAGAAUUUUUUUGGUUGUAUUACAUAUAAAAGUGUAAAAUCUUGAAAUUCAUGCAACGUAAGUUAUAAAUGUGUUAACGACUCUUGACUGUAAUAGCAAUAAAGCAUCAUCUUCUAAA
Molecule: messenger RNA, 4506 nt
Organism: Stegodyphus dumicola
Lineage: Eukaryota; Metazoa; Arthropoda; Arachnida; Araneae; Eresidae
Product: 3 beta-hydroxysteroid dehydrogenase type 7-like
Biological process (GO): steroid biosynthetic process
Molecular function (GO): oxidoreductase activity, acting on the CH-OH group of donors, NAD or NADP as acceptor
Source: RefSeq, a predicted model, not a curated record